GCUUCUGCCAGAGGCGAGGAGCUGUCUUCGCUUUACUUUGUAACGAACAUCCAUCGAGGAUGAAUCGAAACAGUGAAUUCCUCCUCGUGUUCCUGGCGCUAGCCUUGUCAUCCGUGGUCUACGCGGAGCUAGUCCCUGCGAGACCGUGUCCAUACCCUGAACCCGAUACCCCAUUGAAUUGUACCAUACACGAAGUAUACGUGGAUCCCUGUAAAGAGGCUGCAGAAGGUAAACCAUGUAAACUAAGGAGGGGAAUCAUUUCAAACAUAACUUUCCAUUACACGCCUAGUUUCGAGGCGGAGAAUCUGCAGAGUAGAGUUUAUUGGGCGAGUCAAAUGAUGGAUAUUCCAUUUUUGGGAAUGGACGCGGAUGCUUGCCUGUUCACUAUGUGUCCAAUCGUGCCGGGACAAAGGAACACGUACCAAGCGCAAAUACACAUUUUGAAAAAAUAUCCUAUUAGAAUGUAUGACCUUAAAUGGAGAGUCUGGAACGAGCAGGAGCAAGAAUGUUGUUUCAUGUUUCAAAUAAAGAUAACGAAAUGAUGACUGGCCGUGUGUGAUUCAUCAUUUCAUUGUGCUCAAUUAAUUAUAAUUAACAAUUCGAUGAGUUAAAUCGAAUAAACGAACCAUUCCAUUAGUAGAA
Molecule: messenger RNA, 642 nt
Organism: Hylaeus volcanicus
Lineage: Eukaryota; Metazoa; Arthropoda; Insecta; Hymenoptera; Colletidae
Product: MD-2-related lipid-recognition protein-like
Exons: 4
Coding region: 60-542 (160 amino acids)
Biological process (GO): intracellular cholesterol transport
Source: RefSeq, a predicted model, not a curated record